Messenger RNA from Chrysoperla carnea, 991 nucleotides. RefSeq lists its product as uncharacterized. Lineage: Eukaryota; Metazoa; Arthropoda; Insecta; Neuroptera; Chrysopidae. Bases 1 to 897 code for a protein of 298 amino acids. Gene Ontology annotation, molecular function: ephrin receptor binding. The transcript is spliced from 5 exons. Gene Ontology annotation, cellular component: plasma membrane. The record is from RefSeq and is a predicted model, not a curated record. Gene Ontology annotation, biological process: axon guidance; ephrin receptor signaling pathway.
AUGCGAGUUCGACAAACAUCGUGCGUUGGUCGACUAGUUCGACAACCUGUCACCUGUCGCUCUGGCAUGAAUUUACAUGAACAUCAUCAUGGAAAACAUGUCAAAAGCUCAAGUAAAAUUGAAUUUUUCUUGUUAUCAAAUUUUCGCAGGAUUGAUAAUACCGAUCAUAUUAUUGAUGUCAACAAAGGGAAUGUACAGUUUGAAUAUGACCAGGUCAACAUAAUAUGUCCGACGUAUAUGCCGGGUGCAUAUGACGGUGAUCCCGAGAAGUAUAUCAUAUACAAUGUAUCUAAAGAAGAAUAUGAAACAUGUCGAAUAACAGACUUAAAUCCUCGGAUCAUCGCAAUAUGUGACAAACCAUUUAAAACCAUGUACUUCACAAUCACCUUUCGACCAUUUACCCCACAACCUGGUGGCCUAGAAUUCUUACCUGGAAAUGAUUAUUAUUUCAUUUCAACAUCAUCAAAAGGUGACUUACAUCGUCGAAUCGGAGGCCGAUGCUCAACCCACAACAUGAAAGUCGUUUUCAAAGUAUGCUGUGCACCGGAAGUAACAUCGGAAAAGCCAAGCACAGCUGUAUCAGAUGCUCGAGUACCAACAGUUGGAACGGCGUUGACAAAGAUCGCAUGGCCCGAAUGGCAAACACCAGGACCCACAUCACCAGCUCAUACCUACACAGCACCCACAACACCCAAAUCAACACAAUCACGACCUUCACGAAAACAGCUUAACAAGAAAACAAAUGAACAUAAUAAGCAUGAGAAUGAAGUCGUUAAAAACGAGGAACUCACUUACAACAGAGGAUCAUCGAGCAUGAAACAAAAAUCAGUCAGUCUAAUCCUUCCCUUCUACAUUACAAUGUCCAUAUUUUAUGUUGUACGAGAGCGUUUCCGAUGAACAUCAAUCGCCAGUAUAAACUAAUGCUUCAACUUUUUCCCACAUACUAGUCCCAAUCACAAAAAAACGGACUAGUCCCUUAAUUUGUAAUAUU